AUGCAAGACAUUCGCUAAAUGAGAUAAAAAUAUGAAACAAUAAAACAAUCAAAUUAAAACACUCCUAAGAAAUGCCUCACUCCUGCCUUAUCAGCUUAAUAUGUCAAAACUAGUCCAGGAUUAUAAAUGACACCUCCAUCUAAUCCAAGACUUAAGAAAAUUUGCAAUAAUUGUUUGAAUCGAUCACUGAUGAAAGAAAAAGAAUAUAGAGUAUAAUAAUAACGAUAGGAAGAUUAAGUAAUUAUAAUUUCAUUGAUAAAUUAGAAAUUGUAUUAAUAAGUAAAAUAAUCAAUAGAUUAAGAAAAUUAAUAUAGAGAUUAGUUGGCUGAAGAAAAUAGAAGGAAAUUCUUUACUUAUCAUAAAAUUAAUGGAGAUUUAAUACAAUUGCAUUAAUAAAGAGUUAAAACAGAAUAAUCAAAUGAAAAAGCUGAAGUAGCUAACUUCUUUAAAUAGUUAGAAAGGGAUGACAAUAUUAAAAAGAUAAAGUAAUAAGAAAAAAAAGAAUAAUUACAAUAAUAUUAUUUAAGAGAUCUUAAAAAUUAAAUAACAUUUAAAGAAGAAGAAAAGAUUUAAUAAAAGUUAUAAAAUAAUAAAUCUGAUAUAAUAGAAUCUCAAUAUUGGACAUAAUUGGAGAAUGAGCAAAUACAUAAUCAAUAAAUUAAAGCUUAAUAAUAAAGAUAAACUAUAAAUUAUUGGAAAUAUACAUUAAGUGAAAAAUAGAAAUUAAAAUAAUAAUAAGAAGAAAUGAAUAAAAUAGAAUAAGAAUAACUUAAAUAUUUAUAAAAAAAAGAUGAAGAAUUGAAUAAAGCUAUUGAAUUAGCUAAAAAAUAAUAAAUGGAAUAAUUUAAAUAAGAAAUUUAAUAUCAAGUUAAAAUUAAUGAAUAAAAAAGAAAAAAUGAAGAAAACAAAAAAUAAUAAGAGUAUUAUACUAUGAUUUAAUUAAAAUAAUAAGAAGAAUAAAUUGAAAAAUAAAAAUAAUUGGAUAAAUCUAUGGAGAAAUAAACUUUUAUUAAAGAAAUAGAAUAGUAGAUUAUUUUUAAGGUAAAUAAUUCUUUUAUAAUAAUAUAGUAAAAAGUUUAGAAAGAGUAAAAAGAAAAAGAAUUGAGUUAAAGUGAAAAGAAAUUAUUAAUUUAAGAAAUUCCUAUAAAAUUGGUCUGCUGUGAUGAAUGCAAACAUAAUUGUCCAUAAAAAGUUAUUACUAAUAUAUUAUAAUGA
Messenger RNA from Paramecium pentaurelia, 1215 nucleotides. Lineage: Eukaryota; Ciliophora; Oligohymenophorea; Peniculida; Parameciidae. The record is from the annotation of a GenBank genome assembly.